Messenger RNA from Oikopleura dioica, 1818 nucleotides. The record is from the annotation of a GenBank genome assembly. NCBI's taxonomy places the organism in Eukaryota, Metazoa, Chordata, Appendicularia, Copelata, Oikopleuridae.
AUGUGGGUGGAAAUAUAUGAGCGCGGCGAGCGAAUGUUCGCCAACCUCGGUACGGGUCAGUGCCAGUGGGAAGCCCCCAUUGGAGAGCCGAUAAAACAGGCGAACUUGUCUCAAUGGUGGGAGCUCUUUGAUCAUUCAACUGGCCGGUUCUAUUAUUACAACGCGUUCAAAAUGACGACAGUUUGGCACAGGCCCCUUGACGCGGAUAUCAUCCCUCUCGCUAGAUUCCAGCAGCGUCAACGAAGAGCUCGCCAGGAUUCCGAAAUCUCCAAUGCCAAGAGCACAACGAGCACAAAUAACGACGCGGCUUCAACAGCGUCGAAUAAUACAAGCACUCGUCAGCUUUUGAAUACCUCGAGCGCAGGACACUCGAUGAGCUCCAGAGAAGAUUUAAUAGAGGAAAUGAACGAGGAAGAAGCAGAAAAUGAAGAUCACACUUCUCAAAGUACAAUUGCAAAAAGUGGAAGUACAACACCAAGAAGAACUCCCGGUGUUGGAGCAGAAUCUUCGCCAGAAUCGUCGCCAGAAAAAUCAGCUUUGAACAACUCAAGAUUAAUUUCUCGAGAAAAGUCUAAAUCCGUCGCGACUCCAACAAAAUCUCCUGCAUCGAAAAACAUUCGAAGAAGCCUCUCAACAUCGUCAGCGAAAGGACCAAAGUCAACUUUUGGCGAGACAUGCGCUGGCGCAUUUCAAUUAAAUCGAGGCUUCAUGAAAAAGCCAAUGGCGGUUUCUGAAUUGCUGACUUUUCAGAAGAAGCCUCUGAAAAGACCGCUUACAAAUGGAUCAUCGAAGGUGUUGAUGAAGGAGUUUGGAGAGUGCUUUAGGCUUGUGAAUAAUUAUUUGGAUGGAGAGAAAGCUGAUGAUCUUGUGAGCUUGAUUUCUCUUGGCUGGAAUCACUCAGAACUCGCGAACGAGAUUUAUCCGAUCAUUAUCAAACAGAGCCGAGAUAAUCCUGCUGAUGAAUGUCUUCCAAAACUUCUUGAGCUAUCAGCAAUCUGCCUUUACUUCUUCGCUCCGUCAAACGAGAACGUUCAAAAGUUAAUAAGAGAGUGGCUCAGUCUUCAUGAACGUACUCAUAAACCUAUUUAUCAAAGCUGUUUAUCAAGAUUAAAGAAGGUCGUCGAAAAGGGCAACAGAAGAGGUUUGAUCGACCCAGGCGAGCCGGAGAUCUUGUUGGCAAAGCGGCAUAUUUAUCAAAAAAGCAUGUUCGGCACUACCCUCGAAGAAAUACUCGCCACACAAAAAGACUCAUUCCCAGAGCUAGAAAUUCCGUGGAUUCAACGAGAACUCACUUCAGAAAUAAUUCGCCUUGGAGGACUUUCAGCAGAGGGCAUAUUUCGUUUACCUGGAGAAAUCGACCGAGUGAAUGCUCUUCGAGUUGAUGUGGAAGACUAUCAUGUGCGGAAUUCUGACGAUGCUCAUGUGGCUUGCUCACUUUUAAAACUAUGGCUACGGGAAAUGGCUGAGCCUAUCUUUCCGAUGGAACUUACGGAGGAGAUCCUCGACACUUCGGAAGACAAGGAGGAGUCAUUGAAGAUCAUUUCUAAGCUUUCAGAUGUGACAAAAUCUUGUCUUACUCAUCUGAUAAGAUUUCUGCAAGUUUUCGCAAAAGAAGAGGUAAAUCAAAAGACGAGAAUGGAUUCGGCGAAUUUGGCGAUGGUCAUGGCUCCGAAUCUUUUUCGUCCAAUGUCGGACGACCCUCGGCUCUUACUUGAUAACAGCCGGCGAGAAAUUAACUUUCUACGUAAUUUAAUCGACGGCAUGGAUACCUCAUCAGCUGCAGAAUACGACAGUUGCUUCACUGUAGAAAAAGUGUAG